Lycium ferocissimum is the source of this 3321-nucleotide messenger RNA. RefSeq lists its product as uncharacterized. Bases 1797 to 2987 code for a protein of 396 amino acids. NCBI's taxonomy places the organism in Eukaryota, Viridiplantae, Streptophyta, Magnoliopsida, Solanales, Solanaceae. The transcript has 3 exons. The record is from RefSeq and is a predicted model, not a curated record.
AUGAGCUGCAAAGUAGUUUAAUAAAGAAAAAGAUGAAUCAAAUAAAAAUUCGAAUAAGUUGUCCACUCUCACAGUUGCAAGCUGAGUGCUUACUCGGCGCCUCUGCUGCUAAGCUUUGAUUAAGCGGAUAAGAAGAUAAGACGGAAAAAGGAAAAAAAACGGCAAGAGAAAGAAAUUGUUAGCUAAAGGUGUGAAUGGAAUCCAAAGAAGAGGUUGGUUUUAUUUGUGGAAGAAUGUCAUUGGUGGAAACCCUCUGAUGAGGGGGGCAAUACUUGAUUGGCUGAAGCAGGUUUUCUAUUCAGAUCAGAUCAGAUCAAGUGAGAGAAAAAGGAAGCCAAUUCCAUCUUUGAUGUUAUCCACAAGCAGUCAGGCCUUAAUUAUGCUGGAGGCUAGUGGACUGCCUUUUCUUUUUUGUUUCAGAUGACCGAAAAUCGGGUGCCAACCCUAGGACCAAUCACAUCCUUCGAAACUCAGGAAUAAUGGAUUCACCUUUUUACCUUUCUCCACUUAAAUAUCAGGCUGCAAGGCUCGAACCAGCGUCCUAAGUCACAAGUCCCUCAACCUUUGUCACCUGAACCAAGUCCUGUAGGUUAGGGGCUGCCUUUUCUUUUUUCUUCUGUGUUUAAAUUUCUUGUUUCUUUGGUCGUUUUAUUUUUUGAAGACUGCAAAUGUGAUGGGAAUUUCCAACCUAACCAAAAGGUCACAUGAACAUGCCAUAGUGUCAUAGAUUUAGUUGCAGCACCGAAGUCAUCAAUGUCCAUGCAUCCUGUGAGAGUCCAUUAUUUCACACUUUGGAGUUUCUCUAACCUUGAUCUGACUAAUAUAAUGGACACAAGUCAAAUUGUUUGCUUUGAUGAUGAAGUUGCUUUGUUUUCUAGUUUGACAUCUCUUUUUGGAUAUUAAGCUUAAUACUAAGGGGUUCAAACUUGACUAUGACAACUUAAGUGAUAGAUGUGGUUGAGCCAGUCAUAGCACCAACUUUGUGUUUUUUUUUUUAUGGAAUGAGAUUAAUUUAUCCCAAAAUGAAUCGAGGGCGUUCAAACUAUGGACUCUAAAAUUGUAGCAUAACUAAUAAUUCAAUCACAAUCGUGUACAAUUCUCAAUCUAAAGCAUUGAACUUUUGUUUCUUUUAAUCAAUCGAUAUAUCAUGAAUUUGAUUAUUUUUAAAGACGUGGUCACAUUACGAAACAGAUAUUAAAGAACUGGCUCGGUUUGGACUAGGUUCGUUAUACUAUAGCAAGCUCGAUUGGACUUGUUUUAGUACUGCUAAAACUUGGUUGGGUUCACCUCGAACUCGACUAGCUUAUUACUAUGGUAAGUUCUCUAGGCUUAGCUCAACUCAUCUUAGAUUCCUCUCGAUAAAACUUUAUUUAUAGGUCAACUAGUUAUAUCUGCUUGAUGUUACUAUAGUGGAUCCUCCAACUAUGAUGGAAGAUUAUGUCUCUGAUUCUUUUAAAAUAAGAGAAAGUGCUUACACAUGUAACUGUCAUUUUGUAGAGUAAAAUCUGUUAUGACUCUCUUCCUAACUACCCAUCUAAGACAAGUAACAAAAGAGUAGUAGGGAAAAUGGGAAAACUCCAAAAGUAUUUAAAAACCCUAGACUGUCUCCAGCUAUUUAUAAGCACCCAAGAGACCUUCCUAACCUCUGCCUCUUCUCUGCAUAGUAUGUACUUUGGCUCUCAGAAAGUGAAUGACAUGUUUCUUUAGACCGACCUUCUUCCCAUAUUUGACCUCUCCAAUCCCUUACUAAAAAAAGAACAAAAAAGAUCCCAAAAAGCAAAGCCAUUGAGUGAAAGAUGAGGGGAAGAUCUUCACCACAGCAAGGAGGAGUUAUGGAAGUAGCAAAAGUUGAUAAACUAAAACAAGAGCCUCAUCUGUCUGGUGCCUAUAUUAGAAGCCUAGUCAAACAAUUAACUUCUUCAAGAACCAAAGAUAAUUUGAAUCCCAAAGACCAUGAUGAUUCACUAGAGAAUUCAACAAAACUUGGUGAUAGUUUGUGUAGCGAUACACAACUAUCACCAAAGCCACCACCACCACAACAACCACCACAGAUAAAAAAGAAACAAGUCAGGAGGAGACUCCACACUAGUAGGCCUUAUCAAGAAAGGCUUCUAAAUAUGGCUGAGGCUCGGCGUGAGAUUGUCACAGCCCUUAAGUUUCAUAGAGCCGCUAUGAAACAACAGCAGCAGCAACAACAACAACAACAAUCUCAGGGGCCACAGUCGUUACAGACUUGGCCUCAGGAAUCUUCAGGAGAAGAACAAGGGAAGCCAAAAUCCCGGAGAAACCCCAGGAUUUAUGCUUCCAACACUUUGAUGAACAAUAAUAACUUACCAAGUUACAACAUGGAAAAUUUCACCAAUUCCACCUACCCUUGUCUGCCCCCUCAAUAUCCUUAUUCUUCAUCCUUUGGUUCCUCUCAAUUACCUUUACAAGACCACCUCAAUUUUCCUCUUCCUAACCAAACAUUAGGAUUGAACCUCAAUUUCCAUGAUUUCAACAAUUUGGAUGCAACCCCUUAUUAUAGCAGCAGCAAUAACAAUUCAAUCUUUUCAUCAUCAUCCCCUUCAUCUUCUUCAGAUGAAUUCCAUUAUGUGGGAUUAUCCCAAGAAGGGGUGGCUCCAAUAGCUCAAAUGGUGAAUCCAGAAGAUUCAAGAUUGCAUCCAUCAAUGGAUGACCAAGAAAUGGCAGAGAUAAGAUCAAUAGGGGAGCAACAUGAGAUGGAGUGGAAUGACACCCUCAAUUUGGCAACUUCAGCUUGGUGGUUCAAGUUCUUGAAAGCCAUGGAAAUUGGACCCGAUGAGAAGAACAUUGCUGAGGAUGAUUAUGGGUGUUAUCCAUUUGAUGAAGUCAUGGAAUUCCCUGCUUGGUUCAAUCCAAAUGAAAGCUGCUUGCAACAACAUGUCGAUGAUACCUAUUCUGAUCCUACCUUACCUUGUAUGGACAUUGAAGAAAUUGAAGGGAUGGAUGCAGAAUGGUUAGCUUGAAAGAAGAAGAUUGAUUGGUUUUUGUUAUAAUCAAAUCUUUGGCCUUUACAUUGAAGCCCCCAGUUGCUGUUUUUUUUUUCUUCUUUUUAUCUUUUUAUUUGGGGAAGCAGGAUUUUAAAUUUCUCCAUUUCUUUGCUUUUUUAUUUUAUUUUAUUAGAUAGUCAGUAAUAAAGGCGUUUUCUACAAUUCGCAGGCUCUAGAGAAAAAUAAUAGAUGAGGGAGAAAUUAUUAUACGUAUGUCACCCAGUUUUCCUUUUCCCUCAAUUAUGAGAGAUCUGAUAUUUAAUGGUUCUCAUCAUUGUAUUUUAAUUUAUAGCUAGAAAAUUUUGUACUC